Messenger RNA from Linum tenue, 485 nucleotides. The record is from the annotation of a GenBank genome assembly. NCBI's taxonomy places the organism in Eukaryota, Viridiplantae, Streptophyta, Magnoliopsida, Malpighiales, Linaceae.
CCCACCCCAUCUUUUAACUCUAGUCCACUGUCAUUAUCGCUUCCUUUCCAAUAUCACAAGAAGGCCUAGUGUUUCAGUCACUAAGAAGCUUGCAGAAGGUUGAUUAAGCAGAUGAAUUGAGUUGCUGAGUAGCUUGCAAAAAUGAAGAUUCACCGAUAGAAGCUGAGGUCUUGAAGAAUUUUCAAGUUUGCGAUUCCAGCAGUGGUGAUGCAACCUAGCAGAUUCUAUAUUUUGUUUUCAGCUUUUGACGAAUAAUUUUGACAAACAUUUCUAAUUUCAGUUGAAGAAAGAUGUUCGGCGUUUUGGAAUUCUGGGUUUUGUCACCAGUCAUGAAUUAUAGUUGGACAAGUUAUGAAUUCUGUGUACCGUAUAGGACAAUGAAAAUCUUGUCAAAGAUGUUCAAAGUAGUUGUGGCAGGUCAGGGCGGGUCUUACCUGCCCCGUGUGGGUCAGGUUAUGGGUCGGCCGUGUCAAGCACGUGGCGGG